Coffea arabica (coffee) is the source of this 1995-nucleotide messenger RNA. Lineage: Eukaryota; Viridiplantae; Streptophyta; Magnoliopsida; Gentianales; Rubiaceae. The record is from RefSeq and is a predicted model, not a curated record.
AUGCCUAACGAAGGAGAAAGCACACCAGCUUUCGAUUUUUCCCGUUUGACAAAAAGUUUGAAGGAGGAGAUGGGACGCCUUUUGGAUCAAAAGCUUGAACCCAUGAAUAUACGCCUUGACAGGUUGGAAGAGUCCCAAAACGGCUCAAAAGGGUGUCAACACAGUGGGAGAAGUCGCGAAAGGCCUAUGCCCGAGUUUAGUAACUCUAACCCAGAUGACGACUUUGACCGUGGGCAAAGGCGACUGAGGAGGAACACCAAACAAGUUGGUGAUGUAAUCAAGGGAAUUAAAAUGAGAAUUCCACCAAUCCAAGGUAAAUCAGAUCCAGAUACAUACCUUGAAUGGGAGAGGCGAGUGGAGUUAGUCUUUGAUUGCAACAAUUACACGGAUGAGCAAAAGUUGAGAUUGGCCGUGGUAGAAUUCACCGACUAUGCUAUAGUGUGGUGGGAUCAAGUGGUUACAAGCCGAAGAAGGUGUGGUGACCCAUCUGUAACCACUUGGACUAAGGUUAAACGCCUCAUGAAGAAGCGAUUUGUACCAAGUCACUACCAUAGAGACUUGUACCAAAAGCUUCAAACCUUGUCCCAAGGAAAUCGUUCGGUUGAGGACUACUACAAGGACAUGGAAAUUUCCAUGCUCAGAGCCGACAUUCAUGAGGAUAGGGAAGCGACAAUGGCGCGUUUUCUUAGUGGUUUGAGACCAGAAAUUGCUGACCAACUCGAGCUACAAUACUAUAUUGAACUAGAGGACAUGGUGGAGAAGGCAAUCAACAUUGAGCGACGGCUCAAGAGGAGGGGUACAACCAGAAAUUAUGCCUCUAUUUACACUUCAAAUCAGCGAAAUUUCCAGCCUAGGGGAGAUGAUACAGCCGCUGGCAUGGCCAAAGCAAGAGGCUUUGGUCACAUUGCGAACCAAUGCCCAAAUCAGCGAAUAAUGAUCAUGCUUCCUAAUGGAGAUGUCACCACCGAUGAUGAAAGGGAGUAUGAAGGGAUGCCACCAUUACAGGAGGAUAAUGGUGACGAAUCAAGUGAGGAGGUUCCUAUCGAUCAACCUAUUGGGUUAGGAUUGGUUACAAGGAUGGCGUUGAAUGCACAGCGCAUUGAGGAGGAAGUGCAACGAGAGAACAUCUUCUAUACACGUUGUCUUGUUAAUGGCAAAGUGUGUAGUUUGAUUGUCGAUGGUGAGAGUUGUACUAAUGUAGUAAGUUCUCUAAUGGUGAAGAAGCUACAACUACCUACACGAGAUCACCCUAGACCUUACAAAUUGCAAUGGUUUAGUGAUUGUGGUGAAGUACGUGUCUCCAAACAAGCACCUGUGAAAUUUAGCAUUGGUAGAUAUGAAGAUGAGCUAUUGUGUGACGUAGUGCCGAUGCAAGCCACUCACAUCAUCUUGGGACGGCCAUGGCAAUACGAUAAGAAGGUUACUUAUGACGGUCGUACUAACAAAUAUUCCUUUCUUCACAGGGAUAGGAAGGUUACUCUUGCUCCGCUUCCCCCUAAGCAAGUGCAAGAAGAUCAAGCAAUGCUUCAAAGAGAGUGGGAGUUGGAUAAAGAUGAAAGCAAACAAAGGAGCAUACGAAGUGAACAAAGUGUCGAGCAAGAUAUAAAGGAAAGGGGCAAAAAUCAGUUGGCCAUAGUAGGUCGCAAUGGGGGGAAAUUAAGCAUGAUUGCCCGAGCCAUUUGUGAGGGAGAUUGUUCCCUUCCUAGCACACUAACCUUUAUUUUGUUUAACACCGUAUCUUUGGUGCAGCUGGAGCAUGGUGCAAUUACACUUACCUUACUUUGUUCAGUUCCUAAAUCCUUUGGAGAGCUCAUGUGCUUCUACGGAAUUCGUAGUUCGCUCAUCAAAUCUGCUCUUCAAUACACUAUACCCCCUUAUUCUCCUAGAUCUAUCUUGCUUGCCACAAAGCUUACUCACGACUCAAAGGGAGUGGUUCCACUUGAAUCUUCCUCUACAUUUCCCUAUCCACUCCUACAUGAAAUCCUUCAUCCUUGA